Brachypodium distachyon (stiff brome) is the source of this 1166-nucleotide messenger RNA. RefSeq names its product atherin. NCBI's taxonomy places the organism in Eukaryota, Viridiplantae, Streptophyta, Magnoliopsida, Poales, Poaceae. Bases 88 to 819 code for a protein of 243 amino acids. The transcript is spliced from 5 exons. The record is from RefSeq and is a predicted model, not a curated record.
UCACCAACACGCAUUUCCGAUUUCAAACCUCCCCCCAGUCAUCUUCCUCCAGAGCCGUAAGCGAAGCGGAGGAGCCAACUCAACGCCAUGGGGAGACCCAGGGCCACUGCCGCCGCCGGGACCGCCGCAUCCAGGCCUAGGAGGGCCAACGCUAAGUCCAAGCCCGCCUUCCUCUCCCCUCCCGCGCCCGCCACCCGCAAGCGCAACGCGAGAGCCAGAGCCCCCUCCUCCUACCCUUCGUCGCCGUCGCCGUCGCCUUCCUUCCCCACCGACGUCAGCUUCGUCGCGCCCCUGUCCUCCGUCUCCCCGGAGCCCGCGUCCAAGUCUAGGUCGCGCAAGCCCAGCUCCAAGGCCAAGGCCAAGCCGGCCGCGCGCUCGCCGCCUCUCGCCAGCCCCCGCCCCGUCUCCCCUCUCUCCGCCGGGGCCCCUCCUGCUGCUGCUGCGUUGGUAUCCAGCGUCGGGGACCUGAGGAGCGCCGCCGCGUCGCAGAUGGAGUCCCUCAGGCACCGCCUCGACGGGCUCCACUCCCGCGUGCACACCGACCUCGACGCCUCCCUCUCCCGCGCCUCCAAGCGAUUCAAGACUCAGAACCAGGCUUGUCAGCAACUAACAGACGAAGUGGACAAUGAGUACAGGAAGAUUUCUGACAAUUUAAAGGAAAAUGCAGAGAAGCUCAAGGCAAAGUACAAGCAGAUCAUGGCAGAGACCCAGUCCUCCACAUCACGUGCGUGCAAGGUGACUAUCCCUGAGAUUACGAAAUCUGUGGAGAAAGCUAUUGAUGGUCUGCGCAGACGUUAUAAUAUCUCAAUGCCAGUCUAGUUGGAGUUCAUGUUCUACGUACUACAAUUCCAAGUAGCCUUCUUCACUUCAACUGGACAUCUGGAUAUUGAAUUUGCAGUUUGGACAUCCGUAGAUAACAGAAGUACAAAAUAUCAAGCAAUGGCUCAUGACAUUAGUAGAGAGUAGUCACAGUAUCAAGUUGUUCAUCAUUAUAGUUAGUAUACAACAUUACCAAUCUGCCCAUUUUUUUCUGUUUUUCGUGGCAUUAUGAAGCCCUAUGCCACGUGAAGCGCAAAGAUUUUUCAGUCACAAAAUCUUAUGGGAAGAGAUUCUGUCGAGCUGGAACAUGCUAGCAAAGUUUUAGCCUGUCACGCUUUAGUUACUCA